Molecule: messenger RNA, 1454 nt
Organism: Hemicordylus capensis (graceful crag lizard)
Lineage: Eukaryota; Metazoa; Chordata; Lepidosauria; Squamata; Cordylidae
Gene: MTFP1
Product: mitochondrial fission process 1
Exons: 4
Coding region: 325-834 (169 amino acids)
Biological process (GO): mitochondrial fission
Cellular component (GO): mitochondrion
Source: RefSeq, a predicted model, not a curated record
AAAAGUGUGUGGCUGGCUGGAGGAGGCGCCGUGGCGGGGGGUUCCCCAAGCGCGGAGGCGGAGGAGGGCGCUCGGCUUGGCCGGCCCCUCGCCGGCUCUCCCCGCCCUCCUGCCGGGCAAAGCGACCGACCAGUGGGAAGGCGGCUCGCCCGGCGGGCUCGGGUUCGGCGGGCUCCAUUGGCCGCCGGGCUGGCCGUGCGUGCGCCACGGAGAGGGCCCCGCCGCUGGAGCCCGCGCUGGUGCCUCGCCGUGCCUGCCGGCCUGGGACGUCGCUGCCUGCCCUCGGCCAGCGGCUCGCAUCGGCGCUGCUGAGCCCGGCCGGCCAUGGGGUCGCCCGCCGACCAGCCCGCGCCGCCGCCGGUGGACCUUUAUCGGGACACGUGGGUGCGCUACCUGGGCUAUGCGAAUGAGGUUGGCGAGUCGUUCAGGGCCAUCGUGCCCGUCUCGUUGGUCUGGGCGAGCUAUGGCGUGGCAACCGCCUACGUGACGGCGGACGCCGUGGAUAAGGGCAAGAAAGCCGCUGCGACAAAGUCUCAGGAGGAAGGGAGGACCUCCAGAGCAGCCGUGGCGGUUGUGGACACCUUCAUCUGGCAGGCGCUGGCCUCCGUGGUCAUUCCGGGUUUCACCAUUAACCGGAUCUGCACUGCCUCUCUCUACCUCAUGGGCAGCAGGACCCGCUGGCCCCUCUCGGUCCGGAAGUGGGCAACCACCGCUGUGGGCCUCUCGGCCAUCCCUUUCAUCAUCAAGCCCAUUGACAGGUCAGUGGAUUUCUUGAUGGACUCCAGUUUUCGCAAGCUCUACAGCACAGAAGAGAAGCCGCCCUCUUCCUUCUGACGUGGCUGCCGCCGCGUCCAAUUGCCCACACUCACCGGCUACUACCUCUUUUUCCAGGCCACGUGCUGUCGGGACUUUUAAGAUGUUGAAAUCCAACUUAGCAAGGUCCAGCAUGGAAGAUGCGAGAACCAGGCACGGAUCGACACUUGAUCUUAGCCAGUAGGCUGAGAAGCAUGGACCCAUCUUUUGGAAUUACAGCCACUGUGCAAAAAAAGUGGAGGGUGUUUUUCCUCCUCUUUGGGGGGACAGUCGGCUCCAAUUUACUGGUAGCCGUUCCCAGGAGCAACACAGCUUGGCUCGCCGAGAGAUGUGGCAUCGAUGAUGCACUGUGAAACUCUUUAAGAGCUGGACGGUUUAAUUGCACUAUUGAAACUUAAAUGGAGGUAGUUCCACCUGUCUCCCUUUGUUGCUGAUCGGGUGAGCAACUCGAGUUCUCCUGCUGCGCUUGGGUUGCAACUCCCAUCACCCUCCCUGCUGCAGUUUGUUGCAGCAGGGGAUGAUGGGAGGUGUAGUCUGACAGCAGGAGAGCCUCGGGUUGGCCAGUUGCAGCUUCUUGUAGUUACUUUUCUUCCUAUCCUAGGAAUAAUAUUGACAAUAAAAACCAUGACUCUGAAUCCGGA